AGGGGAAUUCUCUGACAAAACAAAAGGGAGGGUCGGAGAGCCAAUGAGGAGGACUGGGGAGCCCUGAGGCCUGCGGUCCUGCUGACCAUGCUGACCAUGCUGACCAUGCUGACCAUGCUGACCUCCGCAUCUUCCCUCCCUGUUCCCACGGUGCUCUGGGCCCUCCUGGUCAUGCAGGCCUCCCUGAGCGCUCAGACGGGGGCCUUGGACCACAACCCCAGCCCCAAGGGCACGGUCUCUAGGUUCAGAAAGACGCACACAGCCUGGGACCGCCCCACCUGCACCAAGGUGAUCUCCGUGACCGUGGGGGAGCGUGCCGUGAUGUCCUGCAACAUCUCCAACCCCUUAAAAAAUGUCACCAUCUACCUGAGGCACUCCGCCACAAACAGCUGGCUGCCCAUCUUCGUGGAGAAGACCCCAGGAUGCUUUUGCCGGGAUGGGUGGCAGCUCUGGGUUGAAGAACACAUGGCACAGCUGGUGAUAGAGAAAGCCCAAGACACCCAGGCUGGCGAGUACAAGUGGACAAUCGUGGGAUUCCAGUCCUACAAUAAGGUCACUACCCUGGAGGUUCAAGAGCACCCAGAGCUGCGCUCAGCACAUCCCUGGGGCAGCAGCUUUACCCCUACCGGAGGUACAGGUAAGGAGUCCCCUCGGCCCCCGGCAGGCUCCUCUGCACCCCAAACUACCCCCUGCACACUCUCCAGCCCCGGGUCCCCGCCCCCGGGUGCUGUCCCCCUCCGGGUGUGCUCAAGGUGGGGGAGUGAAGGGUGA
This is a messenger RNA of Miniopterus natalensis, 771 nucleotides long. It is a transcript of the gene SECTM1, whose product is annotated as secreted and transmembrane 1. Gene Ontology annotation, cellular component: membrane. Gene Ontology annotation, biological process: immune response. Gene Ontology annotation, molecular function: cytokine activity. NCBI's taxonomy places the organism in Eukaryota, Metazoa, Chordata, Mammalia, Chiroptera, Miniopteridae. The record is from RefSeq and is a predicted model, not a curated record.